Molecule: messenger RNA, 831 nt
Organism: Trichomonas vaginalis G3
Lineage: Eukaryota; Parabasalia; Trichomonadida; Trichomonadidae
Product: acid cluster protein 33 family
Exons: 1
Coding region: 1-831 (276 amino acids)
Source: RefSeq, a predicted model, not a curated record
AUGAGUAAAGAAGAGUAUAGUGUUUCAUCAGAAGAAUUCGUCAAUUUUUCUGUGAAAGCACCUCUUACAACAUUCGUUGAUACUAUUAACAACAAAUGUUGGGAAUACAGGCUUUCAAUCGCUGAAAAUUCUGUAGGAACAGUAAUUAUUUUGCCUGGUAUCUACGAAAACACAAAUACUUCAUAUAAGCUUGCUACAAAGUUGUUUGAAGAUGGUUACAGAGUAUUAAUUCUCUCUAUCCCAGCAUAUGACAAUAUUAAUGAAUUACUUGUUGGUUUUGAUACUAUUACUGCAUCGUUGAAGGUAUUUUCUGCUCACAUCAUCGGUGUUGACUUUGGAGGCUUCAUUUCGCUGUUUUUGAAGAAUUCAAAAUUCCUUAGCUGUGAAAUUCUUUCAUUUACCCUUGUAUCCAGCUACAUUAACUCUACAAAAUACAAGAAGAAUCUAUCCUUCUUCUCACAAGGCAGCAAAAGCGAUCUUAUUGUCGAAUUAUCUCCAAAAGCAAUUCCACCGCAUUUAAAGCUAGCUCUUGACUUUGUUAUUAGCCAGCUCGAUACAGUUCCUUCCGAUGUUAUUAAAGGAAGAAUUAAAUGUCGUAAAUCUCACUUAAAGGCUCCAAUUCCAGAAAAUGGCGAUAAUUUCCUUAUUAUUCAGCCUACUGAUUUCGCUUACAAGUUAGAUAGCAAUGAUCGUCCAAAUCAUGCAAUUCCGAACGCUACAGUUAUUAAGAUUGAAAAAGGAGGAUUCUUCCCUCAUGUUUCCAAUGUUGAUGAACUUUACAACCACUUCCAUACUUUCAUUGCAAAAUUUACAUCUGAAACUCCACUUUAA